Camarhynchus parvulus is the source of this 761-nucleotide messenger RNA. RefSeq names its product protein EFR3 homolog B-like. The record is from RefSeq and is a predicted model, not a curated record. Gene Ontology annotation, cellular component: plasma membrane. The annotation marks the transcript as partial. Lineage: Eukaryota; Metazoa; Chordata; Aves; Passeriformes; Thraupidae. Gene Ontology annotation, biological process: protein localization to plasma membrane. The transcript has 6 exons.
GCUCGUUCUCGGCGACGCUGCCGCCGUACCAGCAGUCGGAGGUGAUGCUGUUCAUCAUGAACAAAGUGCCCAUCCCCGACAAUUCCCGCAAUUCCCAACAUUCCCGCAGCGGCCCGGAGCCGGGAGCCGAGCCGGACAGGACGGAGAGCCGGACGCGCCUGACCCAGCUGAUGCUGCUCAAAUCCCUGCUCCAGGUCUCGUCGGGUUUCCAGAGCAGCAGCCUGCUGACGGCGCUGCCCGGCGCGUUCCUGGAGCGCCUGCUGUGCCCGGCGCUGCUGCCGGAGCCGCAGCUGCAAACGUUCGUGCUCGACAUCCUGGGCAGCUUCCUCGACCGGCGCCGCCUGCGCGAGCGCCUGCACCCGGCCAGUUCCAUCACCGACCUGUCGCUGCUGAAGCUGAAGGUGGAGAAAUGUUCCCGCCAGGAUUCCGUCUUCAUGAAAAAGGUGAUCGGGCCCGCGCCGGCGGCGCUCCCGCCUUCCUGCUGCCCGAGGAGGCCCGGGGACAAUGGGGACAACCCCGUUAAGAAUUCCCAAAAAUCCCAGGGAACCCCUGGGAAUGUCCCAAAAACCUGGGAAAUCCCGGAAUUGUGGGAUGGGUUUAACCCCUUGUUCGCCGUUUCCCCGGCAGGCCCGCGGCGCUGUCGCUGCCGUCGCUGCCGAAGCUCCGUGUGGUUCUGCCAGAGCCGCAUCAGCGACGCCCUGGGCGCCAGCGCCGCCUUCAGCGCCGAGCGCCUCGCGCCAAGUUCUGCCCCCAGAGCGGAG